UCCUAGGCUUCUUAUAACCCUGCGGAGCGCAGCGGGCGCCCAGCCAGCUCCAACCGCGCUUCCUCUCGAGCCCAGCCGUGCAGGACCAGACCUCCCUCCCGCAGAGUAUUUGUGUAAGAGUGCGCCUGUGUUACCUCCGCUGCUGUCUACACCUCGCUUGGCCAUCUGCCUGAGGAGACAUCUCGGGAAGCACAUCCUCCACCGAGUUUCAGUUUGCUUCAGACUACCAGGAAUGGAAAACUCUUGUACAAAUGCAUUUCCUCUCACCAUGAAUUCUUCCCAAAAGCAAGAAACUGUGUGUAUUUUUGGAACAGGGGAUUUUGGGAGAUCUCUGGGAUUGAAGAUGCUCCAGUGUGGUUACGCUGUUGUUUUUGGAAGUCGAAACCCCCAGAUGUCCAGCCUGCUGCCCAGUGGUGCAGAGGUCUUGAGCUACUCAGAAGCAGCCCAGAAGUCUGACAUCAUAUUUGUAGCAAUCCACAGGGACCACUAUAAUUUUUUCAUAGAUCUAACUGAGGUUCUCAAAGGGAAAAUACUGGUAGAUGUCAGCAACAACCUCAAAAUCAAUCAGUAUCCGGAAUCUAAUGCAGAGCACCUUGCUCAGCUGGUGCCAGGCGCCCAUGUGGUGAAAGCAUUUAAUACCGUGUCAGCCUGGGCUCUCCAGUCUGGAGCACUGGAUGCAAGUCGACAGGUGUUUGUCUGUGGAAAUGACACCAAGGCCAAACACAGAGUGAUGGAUAUUGUUCUCACUCUUGGACUUACUCCAUUGGAUCAAGGAUCUCUUCUGGCAGCCAAGGAAAUUGAAAACUACCCCCUGCAACUGUUCCCGAUGUGGAGGUUCCCCUUCUGUUUGUCUGCUGCACUGUGUAUCUUCUUCUUCUUUUACUGUGUUAUCAGAGACAUAAUCUACCCUUAUGUUUCUAAAAAGCAAGAUAACACUUUUCGCCUGGCUAUUUCCAUUCCCAACCGUGUCUUCCCAAUAACAGCACUCGUGCUGCUUGCCUUGGUUUACCUCCCUGGGGUUAUUGCUGCCAUCCUACAACUGUACCGAGGUACAAAAUAUCACCGAUUCCCAGGCUGGCUCGAUCACUGGAUGCUCUGCAGGAAGCAGCUUGGCUUGGUAGCUCUGGGGUUUGCCUUCCUGCACGUCAUCUACACACUUUUGAUCCCUAUUCGAUAUUAUGUACGAUGGAGAAUAAGAAACACAACCGCUACCCAGGUGAUAAGCAGGAAGGAUGAUCCCUUUAGCACCUCUUCAGCCUGGCUUUAUGAUUCAUAUAUGUCUUUGGGAGUCCUUGGAUUUUUUCUGUUUUUACUCUUGGGCAUCACUUCCUUGCCAUCUGUCAGCAACAUGGUCAACUGGAGGGAGUUUCGAUUUGUGCAGUCCAAACUGGGUUUUUUGACACUGAUAUUGUGCACAGCCCACACCGUGGCGUAUGGUGGGAAGAAAUUCCUUGGCCCUUCAGCUCUCAGAUGGUACCUUCCCUCAGCCUAUAUCCUAGCGCUCAUCAUUCCCUGCACGGUGCUGGUGAUCAAGCUUAUCCUCGUCAUGCCAUGCAUAGACAACGCCCUCACUAGGAUCCGCCAGGGCUGGGAAAGGAACUCAAAAUACUCAAAAUCAUUAUCAUUUGGAAAAUCAAAUGUUUCAAGCAACGUUGAAUGUACCUGGGCUUCUGAAAUCUAGCAAUAAAUGUUGAGAAGAAAGAAAUCGAUGCGAUUAAGAAAGUUGCAUUUCCCCACCACCACCUGAGGUUUAUCUGCACAGAAGGAAAUUUUGCCAGAUUUUGAGAAAGUACCAUCAAAGGAGACCUCCAUUGUAACUCAGGUCAGCGGCGAGGCCGCUGGGAACCUUGCUGUUUCUUUUCCUGGAGACCAUUGAGCUGCCUCCCUGCAGGCAGGAGAGAGGCAUGUAGGAUGGAGAUUAGCUUUGUGGUUUCACACUAAGAAAGUUCUUUGCUGUGGGCAACCACCAUGACCUAAUGUUUUGCAAAAUCCAGG
This is a messenger RNA of Octodon degus (degu), 1995 nucleotides long. RefSeq names its product STEAP4 metalloreductase (gene Steap4). Gene Ontology annotation, molecular function: cupric reductase (NADH) activity; ferric-chelate reductase (NADPH) activity. Bases 233 to 1681 code for a protein of 482 amino acids. The record is from RefSeq and is a predicted model, not a curated record. Gene Ontology annotation, biological process: copper ion import. The transcript is spliced from 6 exons. Gene Ontology annotation, cellular component: plasma membrane; endosome. Lineage: Eukaryota; Metazoa; Chordata; Mammalia; Rodentia; Octodontidae.